GUGUGCGAGAGCGAGAGGGAGAGAGAGGGUGUAUUUUAGAGCGCGAGAGAGGGAGAGAGAGGGAGAGCGAGAGGGAGAGAGAGGGUGUGUGGAAGAGCGAGAGGGAGAGAGAGGGUGUGUGGAAGAGCGAGAGGGAGAGAGAGGGUGUGUGCGAGAGCGAGAGAGAGAGGACCGAAAGGACACGCCGGUUCAGAAUGGAAGUCACCGAUUUUCUGUCCAUUGCUGACAUCUCCAGCGCGCUCAAGGAGUGUCAAGCCAAAGAGUCCUUUAACUGCAAAAAGUUCUUCCGGACCUGUGGCCUGUCUAAAAAAACCGCCGAAGAAAUCAGGAAAGUUUUCAGGGCCAUUGACGACGACAACAGCGGUUUUAUCGAAGAAGAUGAAUUAAAAUACUUCCUGCAACGGUUCUCUGCCGGGGCGAGAGUCCUAAGUGACAACGAGACCAAAAUUUUUAUGGCUGGAGGCGACAAAGAUGGAGAUGGGAGGCUUGGGGCUGAUGAAUUUGUUGACCUAGUAAUGUCAUAGAUCCCCCAACCCCCAGGAUGGCGUUGCUUCUGGCAUUUGAAGGCAAGGGUACAUUAAAUACAAAGCAACUGUUUUCGUGACUACAGCAUGAACAACACUUUUCUGUUGUGAUGAAGGGAUUGUAGCAGCACUCAGAGAUUCAGAGGUAGCCCACGAUUUGAGUAAUGCAUGCUCUCUAAGGGAAGAUUGUCUUUAGAAGAUUGUAAUCAAUAAUAAAAAGAAAACUUGCCUUUUA
This is a messenger RNA of Hypanus sabinus (Atlantic stingray), 759 nucleotides long. Its product is annotated as parvalbumin, thymic CPV3-like. The transcript has 5 exons. Lineage: Eukaryota; Metazoa; Chordata; Chondrichthyes; Myliobatiformes; Dasyatidae. Bases 195 to 524 code for a protein of 109 amino acids. Gene Ontology annotation, cellular component: cytoplasm; nucleus. Gene Ontology annotation, molecular function: calcium ion binding. The record is from RefSeq and is a predicted model, not a curated record.